Molecule: messenger RNA, 984 nt
Organism: Colletotrichum karsti
Lineage: Eukaryota; Fungi; Ascomycota; Sordariomycetes; Glomerellales; Glomerellaceae
Product: phytanoyl- dioxygenase
Exons: 2
Coding region: 1-984 (327 amino acids)
Source: RefSeq, a predicted model, not a curated record
AUGGCGACUCAGACCACUACUGCCAGCCCUCUUCUUCAACUUGACGCCUCCUACGGUGACUGGCGAGAUGACCUGCGUACGAACGGAUAUGCGGUCGUCAAGGGCGCUAUUCCCCGCGAACGUGCGGUCGAGUACCAGCAGCGGGCCCUAAAGUGGCUGACUUCGUUCGGCCUGCCGCUGGAUUUGAACGACCCCAGCACCUGGCUUGCCGAAAACAUGCCUGUCCAGAGCAAACUCAACACGUUUGACAACUACUGCGUUGUUCAUGAGAAGUUCAUGUGGGACGCUCGUAUGGAACCUGGAGUCGUGGAUGCCUUUUCCAAAGUGUGGAACACAAACGAGUUGCUGGUCUCCUUCGACUCGCUCAACAUCACUCUGCCGGGUCGCAAGGACAAGCCGCCGCGAGCCCCCUGGCCCCAUGUCGACCAGUCGCCCUUCAAACGCGGCUUGCACUGCAUCCAGGGCAUCAUCAAUCUCAGCCACGUUGGCGAUGAGGAUGGCUCGCUCAUGGUGCUGCCAGGCUCGAAUGCAUACAACGCCGAGUUUUUCGACACUCAAACGGAGCCGUCUUCCUGGCCGGAGAUUGACUGGCGCCGCUUCAGCGAGGAAGAGAUGAAGUGGUUCGAAAGCAAAGGGCUAAAAGCAUGCAAAGUCAAGGCCGAGCCCGGCGACCUCAUCUUGUGGGAUUCGCGGACGGUGCACUGGGGAGCUGAGCCCACGGCGGACAGCAAGACCAUCCGAACCGUUAUCUACGCAUCUUACUCUCCCGCCAAACUUGCUAAAAAGGAAGCCCUUGAAGAGAAAGCUCGUGUGUUCAAUGUCUACGGCGCAACAACCCAUUGGGCUCAUGAUAACAUUUGGCUUCGGCCUCAACUUGCGCAUCUCCCUGAUGGCACAGUUGACCCACGCAAUAGGGACGAGCCGCUAGAGAAGCCCGAGGUGGACGAUAUGAUGUUGAAGUUGGCUGGAUUGAAGCCAUAUUAG